CUACGAUCGCAGUCAUGCCUCGAAAACGGAAGCUUCCCGAACUCAGUGAAGAUGUCACGCCGAACGUACCUCUUGAACGCGAACCUGUCAAGAAGCAGAAGAGGCCUCCCCUCCCUGAACCCCAAGUGCCGCUCUCCAACCCAAAACCACGACCUCGACCCUCCUCCUACAAGCCAAACUCAAAACCCUCCGCCGCGCCAUCGUCGAAUCCGAAUUCCCUCAACUUUUUGAAAACUCGAAUCCGAAACCUCAAGCGCCUCCUCGAACACACUGAUCAUGAUAGAGGCUAUAAAAUGCCAGCUGGCGUGCGCAUUGUCCGGGAGCGCGAGCUGGCGACUUGCGAGCACGACUUAGCAGAGAAGACCAACGCUGCAAGGGAAUCAAAGCACAGGCAAAAACUGAUUGGUAGAUAUCACCAGGUGCGGUUCUUUGAACGCCAAAAAGCUACCCGUGUAUUGAAGAAGAUUCGUCGCGAAGUGGAAGCUGCCUCUAAUCCAGCAGAAAAAGAAGAGGCGCUCCGGAGAGUGCAUAUCGCUGAAGUGGAUCUGAAUUAUACGAUGUACUACCCUCUCAUGCGACCCUACUCUGCUCUUUUUCCGAAAAAUCAAGGCGACGGACCUACGACGAGGUCAUAUCCCACCCCAGAUGUCGAAGAGGAUAGUGCAGGGGGACAGGAUGCGGGGGUUUCUGCAGAUCCAAACGCGCCACCGACUACGAAAGGCGACCCUGCCAUGUGGACGGCCGUAGAGCGAGCGAUGGAAGAUGGCACGUUAGAUGCUCUUCGGAACAGCAAGCCCUUAGAACGGGGUCUUCAAGCAACGAAACAACGACAAACAUCAAAGAAGGAAAGCGAUCUGAAGCGGAAGCAUGGUCAAAAGGAGAAAGGACGGGAUCCACGAGGGACCUACGCGAAGCCUGGUACUGGGCGUACCACUAAUGACGUCAUUACCGAGAACGAAGACAGCGACGGUGGAUUUUUUGAGUAGAGCGUACAUAUGUAUGCCUUCCCCAAUGGUAUAGAGAAAACGGGUCGGUGUGCAUUAUCCUGGUUGGUGGAAAACUGUUGCGGACUCGGAUUGAGCACAUGGCACGUGGAGAAUUGAACAAAGGUCCACGGCGUUGGUAGCUUUAGGAUAUUUCAAGGCUCAUCACUUGAGGACUUAGGUUUCCAGGCCCCGUAUGUUGCUUGGUACCCUUUAGAGGUGGUAGCACUCUAAAUAUUUGGGCUUCUAUGCCAACAAAUACGAUUGAUAGAAAACAAGUAAUGCAUACGACGGGCUGGAAGUGGUCGACACGUG
Molecule: messenger RNA, 1298 nt
Organism: Mytilinidion resinicola
Lineage: Eukaryota; Fungi; Ascomycota; Dothideomycetes; Mytilinidiales; Mytilinidiaceae
Exons: 2
Coding region: 15-986 (323 amino acids)
Biological process (GO): maturation of SSU-rRNA from tricistronic rRNA transcript (SSU-rRNA, 5.8S rRNA, LSU-rRNA)
Cellular component (GO): nucleolus; preribosome, small subunit precursor
Source: RefSeq, a predicted model, not a curated record